Molecule: messenger RNA, 660 nt
Organism: Cetraspora pellucida
Lineage: Eukaryota; Fungi; Glomeromycota; Glomeromycetes; Diversisporales; Gigasporaceae
Source: the annotation of a GenBank genome assembly
AUGCAAUUCACGUCCACGACCGAAUCCACCUUAUUUCUCGAUGUUAAUCCUCUCCAUCUAAGUUUGCUGAGGAAGAAAAAGCUUCAUAUGGAAAGGCUGAAAUUAUUACAGCCAGAUGGAUGUUUUAUUAAAUUCAGUUGUGGUAAAGACGAUGGGGUUCGCUUCCUUUUCAUUGAUAGAAAAAAUACACAUGAUAAGUUUGAUACAGGGAUCAGAGAAGAUAAAUCAUCAACAAACAAGGAAUCGCUUGUGCUACGUAUUGGAAUUGAUAUUAAGGAUUUAGAUUUAUCACAACUUGAUUUUGUCAAGGAUAAAAAAAUUAUAACAUAUUCCAAGCAUCUUUGUGGAUCUCUAUGUAAGACGAUAAGUGAUCCCUAUUACUGGAAUAAUUAUUGCACCGUGUUGUCAUCAGCUGUCAAAACGGACGAUGAUAAAUCAUUCGUCAAAACUUUAGGUUAUAAAUGUAAACGUAUACUAGAUUACGCCAAUUUGGCACUAAUGGCCGUUCCAAAAAAAAGAUUAACGUCUCAAAACAUUAAUUAUUUUAAAAAUCUUCAUGAAAAGAAAAAUCAUUCUCGAUUAAAGUUACUUCUAUUAUUCUUUAGCACAAAGUUUUUACACUCUAUCGAAUGUAACAAAGGAAUUCCUACGGUGCAUUGA